Molecule: messenger RNA, 7446 nt
Organism: Mandrillus leucophaeus (drill)
Lineage: Eukaryota; Metazoa; Chordata; Mammalia; Primates; Cercopithecidae
Gene: SORBS1
Product: sorbin and SH3 domain containing 1
Exons: 33
Coding region: 255-4133 (1292 amino acids)
Biological process (GO): cell-substrate adhesion
Cellular component (GO): cytoplasm; nucleus; cell-substrate junction
Molecular function (GO): protein binding
Source: RefSeq, a predicted model, not a curated record
AGACGGAGUCUCACUCUGUCACCCAGGCUGGCGUCAGUGGCGCUAUCUUGGCUCACUGCAACCUCCGCUUCCUGGGUUCAAGCAAUUCUCCUGCCUCAGCCUUCUGAGUAGUUGGGAUUACAGGAGUUGGCAUCGUUUGGAAGAGUUCGUGAAACCUUUCUGCCCAGAGCUCCUGGACCAAUGCGUCUUCCCACCACCUUAAACCACUGAGCAGUUCAGAGCCCCAGUUGCAGACGACUUGUCCUGCCACCACCAUGAGCUCUGAAUGUGAUGGUGGUUCCAAAGCUGUGGUGAAUGGCUUGGCACCUGGCAGCAAUGGUCAAGACAAAGCAACUGCCGACCCUUUACGUGCACGCUCUAUUUCUGCUGUUAAAAUCAUUCCUGUGAAGACAGUGAAAAACGCCCCAGGCCUAGUUCUCCCUACAGACAUGGAUCCUACAAAAAUCUGCACUGGGAAGGGAGCGGUGACUCUCCGGGCCUCGUCUUCCUACAGGGAAACCCCAAGCAGUAGCCCUGUGAGCCCUCAGGAAACCCCGCAACACGAAAGCAAACCAGGUCUGGAGCCAGAGCCUUCUUCAGCAGAUGAGUGGAGGCUUUCUUCCAGUGCUGAUGCCAAUGGAAAUGCCCAGCCAUCUUCACUUGCUGCCAAGGGCUACAGGAGUGUGCAUCCCAAUCUUCCUUCCGACAAGUCCCAGGAUGCCACUUCCUCCAGUGCAGCCCAGCCGGAGGUAAUAGUUGUCCCUCUCUACCUGGUUAAUACUGACAGAGGGCAAGAAGGCACUGCCAGACCUCCAGCACCUCUGGGGCCUCUUGGCUGCGUCCCCACAAUCCCAGCGACCGCCUCUGCCGCCUCACCUCUGACCUUCCCGACUCUAGAUGAUUUCAUUCCCCCUCAUCUGCAGAGGUGGUCCCACCACAGCCAGCCAGCCCGCGCCUCUGGCUCCUUUGCCCCCAUUAGCCAGACGCCACCAUCCUUCUCACCACCACCUCCACUGGUCCCUCCUGCCCCGGAGGACCUCCGCAGAGUCUCGGAGCCUGACCUCACGGGAGCUGUUUCGAGUACCGAUUCCAGUCCUCUACUAAACGAAGUUUCUUCUUCCCUUAUUGGAACUGAUUCCCAAGCCUUUCCACCAGUUAGCAAGCCUUCGUCCGCCUAUCCCUCCACCACGAUUGUCAAUCCGACUAUUGUGCUCUUGCAGCACAAUCGAGAACAGCAAAAACGACUCAGUAGCCUUUCAGAUCCUGUCUCAGAAAGAAGAGUGGGAGAGCAGGACUCAGCACCAACCCAGGAAAAACCCACCUCACCUGGCAGGGCUGCUGAAAAAAGAGCAAAGGAUGACAGUAGGCGGGUGGUGAAGAGCGCUCAGGACCUAAGCGAUGUUUCCAUGGAUGAAGUGGGCAUCCCACUCCGGAACACUGAGAGAUCAAAAGACUGGUACAAGACUAUGUUUAAACAGAUCCACAAACUAAACAGAGACACUCCUGAAGAAAACCCUUAUUUCCCUACGUACAAAUUCCCUGAACUUCCUGAAAUCCAGCAAACUUCUGAAGAGGACAAUCCUUACACUCCCACCUACCAGUUUCCUGCAUCUACUCCUAGUCCUAAGUCUGAAGAUGAUGAUUCAGAUCUGUACUCUCCCAGAUACUCGUUUUCUGAAGACACAAAAUCUCCCCUUUCUGUGCCUCGCUCAAAAAGUGAGAUGAGCUACAUUGAUGGUGAGAAGGUAGUCAAGAGGUCGGCCACGCUACCCCUCCCAGCCCGCUCUUCCUCACUGAAGUCAAGCCCAGAAAGAAAUGACUGGGAACCCCCAGAUAAGAAAGUAGAUACAAGAAAAUACCGUGCAGAGCCCAAAAGCAUUUACGAAUAUCAGCCGGGCAAGUCUUCCGUUUUGACCAACGAAAAGAUGAGUCGGGAUAUAAGCCCAGAAGAGAUAGAUUUAAAGAAUGAACCUUGGUAUAAAUUCUUUUCGGAAUUGGAGUUUGGGAAACCGCCUCCCAAAAAGAUAUGGGAUUAUACUCCUGGAGACUGCUCUAUCCUUCCUAGAGAGGAUAGAAAGACUAAUCUAGACAAAGAUCUCAGCCUCUGCCAGACAGAGUUAGAGGCAGAUUUAGAAAAAAUGGAGACGCUUAAUAAAGCACCCAGUGCAAACGUGCCACAGAGCUCAGCCAUCAGCCCCACUCCGGAAAUUUCUUCAGAGACUCCUGGAUAUAUAUAUUCUUCCAACUUCCAUGCAGUGAAGAGGGAAUCAGAUGGGGCUCCUGGGGAUCUCACUAGCUUGGAGAAUGAGAGACAAAUUUAUAAAAGUGUCUUGGAAGGUGGCGACAUCCCUCUUCAGGGCCUGAGUGGGCUAAAGCGACCAUCCAGCUCGGCUUCCACUAAAGAUUCAGAAUCGCCAAGACAUUUUAUACCAGCUGAUUACUUGGAAUCCACAGAAGAAUUUAUUCGAAGACGUCAUGAUGAUAAAGAGAAACUUUUAGCGGACCAGAGACGACUUAAGCGCGAGCAAGAAGAGGCUGAUAUUGCAGCUCGACGCCACACAGGCGUCAUUCCGACGCACCAUCAGUUUAUCACUAAUGAGCGCUUUGGGGACCUCCUCAAUAUAGACGAUACCGCCAAAAGGAAAUCUGGGUCAGAGAUGAGACCUGCCAGAGCCAAAUUUGACUUUAAAGCUCAGACACUAAAGGAGCUUCCUCUGCAGAAGGGAGAUAUUGUUUACAUUUAUAAGCAAAUUGAUCAGAACUGGUAUGAAGGAGAACACCACGGCCGGGUGGGAAUCUUCCCACGCACCUAUAUUGAGCUUCUUCCUCCUGCUGAGAAGGCUCAGCCCAAAAAGUUGACACCAGUGCAGGUUUUGGAAUAUGGAGAAGCUAUUGCUAAGUUUAACUUUAAUGGUGAUACACAAGUAGAAAUGUCCUUCAGAAAGGGUGAGAGGAUAACACUGCUCCGGCAGGUAGAUGAGAACUGGUACGAAGGGAGGAUCCCGGGGACAUCUCGACAAGGCAUCUUCCCCAUCACCUACGUGGAUGUGAUCAAGCGGCCACUGGUGAAAAACCCUGUGGAUUACAUGGACCUGCCUUUCUCCGCCUCCCCAAGUCGCAGUGCCACUGCAAGCCCUCAGUUUUCCAGUCACAGCAAGCUCAUCACGCCAGCACCCUCAUCUCUGCCCCACUCCCGCCGAGCCCUGUCCCCCGAGAUGCACGCCGUCACCUCUGAGUGGAUCUCGCUGACUGUGGGGGUCCCAGGCAGGCGUUCUCUGGCCCUGACCCCACCCUUGCCUCCUCUGCCAGAGGCUUCUGUCUAUAACACUGACCACCUUGCCUUGUCACCAAGGGCCAGUCCCUCCCUGUCUCUCAGCCUCCCCCAUUUGAGUUGGUCAGAUCGUCCCACCCCACGAUCAGUAGCUUCUCCACUGGCCCUACCUUCCCCACACAAAACCUACGCCCUAGCACCCGCUUCCCAGGCCUCCCUUCACAUGAAUGGAGACGGUGGUGUCCACAUGCCAUCUUCAGGCAUCCACCAAGAUAGCUUCUCGCAGCUGCCACUGGGGAGCUCUGAUAGUGUCAUCUCCCAGCUUAGUGAUGCCUUUAGCAGCCAGAGCAAGAGGCAGCCAUGGCGCGAAGAGAGUGGACAAUAUGAGAGGAAAGCAGAGAGGGAGGCAGGCCAGAGAGGCCCUGGCGGACCCGAGAUCUCUAAGAAGAGCUGCUUGAAGCCUUCAGACGUGGUCAGGUGCCUGAGUACUGAACACAGACUCUCAGAUCUCAACACCCCUGAGGAGAGCCGGCCCGGCAAGCCCCUGGGUAGCGCUUUUCCAGGAAGUGAGGCUGAGCAGACAGAGCGGCAUAGAGGUGGCGAGCAGGCGGGGAGGAAAGCUGCUCGGAGAGGUGGGAGCCAGCAACCUCAAGCCCAGCAGCGAAGAGUCACCCCCGACAGGAGUCAAACCUCACAAGAUUUAUUUAGCUAUCAAGCAUUAUAUAGCUAUAUACCACAGAAUGAUGAUGAGUUGGAACUCCGCGAUGGAGAUAUCGUUGAUGUCAUGGAAAAAUGUGACGAUGGAUGGUUUGUUGGUACUUCAAGAAGGACAAGGCAGUUUGGUACUUUUCCAGGCAACUAUGUAAAACCUUUGUAUCUAUAAGAAGACUGAAAACCAUGGAGAUUAUUUUUAUUGGAGGAUGAAGCAUCAUUCAUGAACCGAUCUUUUUAGUUGAGUCAGUAGGAAAAUUAAUACAGUGGAUAAAGUAAGAAGCAAAAGACAGGGACAGAGAAGUGUUGUGUUUAAAACCCAAGCCUGUCUAAGGUUACUGUGUAUUAGACAGGGCUGAACUAGUGUGCUGAACAAGAAGAAUUGAGACAAAUUGUAUUUAUUUAGCCGCUUCUGGGAGCCACUCCAGCCUUUCCCCUCCCCUCCACCUCUUGGGUAAUCUGACCUGAAGCAUAGUCUGGGAUCAGAGUUAGCCAGAAAUGCCUCCUCCUGCCCCAGCCUUAGAGAGCUUCCAUCUCAAAGGAAUCAUUGAUCCUGAAGGCUUCAAGCCCAAGGAUGCACCAAGACCCCCAGCCUACAUUUCCCAGCUCCCCUGGAGCCAGCUGAUCCUCUAACUGCUGGAGGUCAGUCUGGGCUGCCAAUACUGUCCCCUAGACAAAGGUGGAGUCCCCCAAACUGCCCCAAGACCAAAUCCCUCACUCAACCUGCUGAGGUGUGGAUGGGGAAACGGAGGCAAAACUUAGGCACCCACUGCAUUCAGCCUGCUGUGUAGCAGUGCCGUUGACUGCCCUGGUGUUCAGACAGAAAAGCACACAAGGUUUGCCCAUGAGAACUGGGGAGCAGAUGGCCAAGCAGAUAGGUUAUGUCUGUUUUCUGAGUGAUGAAGUCAGGAAGCCCUGUGGCUCUGGAGGCCACUUGUGGUUCAUUCUUUUCCCGUAUCCUUGGCUUUUAGAAAUGGUUACCUUCAGGACAGCGCAGCUGCAUUUUUCAGAGCACUGUUGCUAACCUUUCUUUUCUGGCUUGUGUUUGCCUGGGACAGUUUGGAAUUGGGAGGCCUAUUCUCAUAGAAAACCAAAAAUGAUGUUCAUUCAUUCAUUUAACAUACAGCAAUAUACGCUGGCUGCUGGGGGGACAACCAAAAGCAAGACAUGCCCAGGGUUUGCUGUGGCUCCAGAUCUACUCCCUGUAGGAGUUCAAGGAUCACACAAAAUGUAGUAACCAGGGUUGUGAAUCUGAGUACACCCUGGCAAAGCUUCUCUUCAGACUGAAGCAGCAAUUCUGCCACUACCAGCAGCAACCAGGACGUCUGUUCUUUGUGGGGGCCAGAUCAGAAGAGAGAGGCUCCUGUGACACCUGGGGUGCGUGGUCACAGCUCUGUCCAACUCAAGGACGUUUAUCGGCCUCUCUUAGACCCCCGAGUGAGACAAAUGCAGAAAUGACCCAUUCCCUGCCCACCAGGAACUCGAGGUGAUUGGGGAGGCAGACACAGGAAAAUGAACUUAAUCAAGAGAGACUGUGAUAAGUGCUGAGAAGGGCGUGAGGGAGGAAGAGAUGAAUUUUCCCUGGAGGAAUCCUAGAAAGCAUUGUCAUAUUUCCCAUCUCCAUUAGCUCACUUUUAAACAACUAGGGUGCUGGAAGAACCUUUGUCUGAGGGUAGUUCAUAGCUGGAAAUACCUGGAAUAUUUUCCAGAGUCUCCAAACUGUCAUCUUCCCCCACAGAUACACAUCCAAGCUCACAAAUAGGAGUAACAAUUAUAGGCGGUAGGGUUGUAUACAGGAAGCCCUGGCUGUCUGCAUAUAGCUCAGAAUUACCCCAGGACCAUUGUCCCAAAGUCUAGAGUCCUUACAGGUAGGCAAAAUUUGUUUUCAAUGCCUGUGGCUCAGCUGCUGUCACAAAUACCCAUCUUAGGAUCCCACCAGCUUCCCACCCUCCACCAGACAGCCGCAGUACCCUCACUUUCUCCCUAUUGUUCUUUCAAAUCCUGUUCUCAGGAAAGAAACUGCCACUAAUUCAUUCACACUGAAGUGUAAGUGAUUGAUAAUAGGAAUGAGUUACCUCUUCCCACAGACAUUUGUUUUUAAGUAUGACAGAGCAGGGCCUUAAUCCCAAGGGAAAAGGCUAUGGCCCUGGAGGGGGUGAGCUUUCUGGGUAGAAGGAGACGUCCUGAUUUUCCUUAAGACCCAGUAAGAGUAAGACGUAUUGCUUUGGAAGGUCUGCUCCACCAUCUAAGAGCACUGGUUUGUUGUUGUUGUUGUUGUUGUUGUUGUUUUUUUUUUUUUUUUUUUACUGUCUCUGAGGGAAUAUAGUAAAAAUGCAUAUGCACGUGCAAUUUGCACGGCAGCAUUUCACCGAUUUUGGAAUGUAUUGGCUAAUGUAUUUCCUGGUCUUUAGAUGCAAACGAUUAAUAACACUAUCUUAUCUAAUAGUUUUUUGAGGGGUGCUUCUUGAUUAAGUAGGUAAUUUUGAACACCUCUUUAAAUACAGCUAGAAAAUAAAACCAAUUUGUAAAGCCACAUUUGCAUAUGAUGCCAGCCUCACGCAUUUGUAUAUCUCCAGAAAUUCAGGUAUGCCUCACCAAUUUGCCCGUCUUUAAUGAAAUCAUGUGUUAAAAUUUGCAUCACGUCGCCUUCCUAUGUAUGAUGAAACAAGGAACAGAGGUUUCCAAUUGCUCUUUUGUCUUCAGACAUUUAGUAAUAUAAAGUACCUAUUUUUAUGCUGAAAUGUUUAUACAGGUUUAUUAAUAGCAAGUGCUACUAACUGGCGGCAUGCCUUGCAACACAUUUUGAUAUAUUAGCCAUGCUUCCGGGUAAAGGCAAGCCCCAAACUCCUUAUCUUUUGCAGUCUCUCUGGGAUCAGUAAAAGAAAAAAAAAAACAUCAUGUGCUUAGGAAGUGGGACUGUAAAUAUGUAUAUUUAACUUUGUAUAGCCCAUGUACCUACCUUGUAUAGAAAAAUAAUUUUAAAAAUUUGAAUGGAAGGGGGUAAAGUAAGGAAGUCAUGAAGUUUUUUGCAUUUUUAUUUAAAUGAAGGAAUUCCAAAUAACUCACCUACAGAUUUUUAGCACAAAAAUAGCCAUUGUAAAGUGUUAAAAUUUACGAUAAUUAUUCUAUUGGGGAGGGAAGGUAACUAUGAUCUCAGUUAUAGUUUUUUUCCUUUUUAAUUUCAUUAUUUUGGUUUUUUGGUUUUUGCAGUCCUAUUUAUCUGCAGUCAUAUUAAGUCCUAUUGCUAGAAUAGGUUACUACAAAAAAGAUUAUAUUCUGAAAGAAAAAUAACUGACAUAUAUAACCAAUUAAUUUAAAGUAUUGCCAUUUAAAUUACACACUGAGAGCAUGUCCUAUGCAGACAUAGAUUUUUCUGUUCGUUUAUUUUUCUUCAUUGCAGUGGAUUGAUUUGAUAAAUAGAUGUGUUGAAUUACUACAUUUGCUGUACAUAUUAUUUAAUAAACUUUAUUCAGAAUUGCGUGGCA